This is a messenger RNA of Mugil cephalus (flathead mullet), 3733 nucleotides long. RefSeq lists its product as uncharacterized. Lineage: Eukaryota; Metazoa; Chordata; Actinopteri; Mugiliformes; Mugilidae. Gene Ontology annotation, molecular function: ubiquitin conjugating enzyme activity; protein binding. The coding region runs from base 52 to 3270 and encodes 1072 amino acids. Gene Ontology annotation, cellular component: nucleus. The transcript has 26 exons. Gene Ontology annotation, biological process: protein polyubiquitination. The record is from RefSeq and is a predicted model, not a curated record.
AUUGGAGAAACAGAAACCUAAAUUGUUGCACUUCAACUUGAAUGCUUCAAGAUGGAUGCAAUUUACAACCUGCUUGAAAAGCACAGACUAGAGAAGUUCUACAAUAAGUUUCGAGAGCUGGGUGUGAAAGAUGAAAGAGAUUUCAUUGAUAGUGUGACGGAUGAAGACUUAACCAAAUUCGGAUUUAGUCAGGUGGAAAGGAAUCGUUUCAUUGCCAUGAAAAAAGACAUUGGAAGAUUCAGAGCACCGGGACAGUCAGCUGCAGCACCAGUACAAAAAUCGGUACAGUCAUUCUCUCUGCUGUACACGUAUCCCAAGUGUGCAGAACCAAAAUGCAUCAAAGAUAUGGAUCCAGCACAAAACACAGUUGAAGAUCUGAUGUUGAGGAUUUGUCACCUUGAAAGCAUUGAUUCCUCCAGAGCGGUCUGCCUCUACACAGUGGAUGGGAUGCCUCUGACUGACGACCCCUUUUUCAACACAUGGUCUUUACAAGACAGACAUAUUAAGAGCGGGGAUACAAUCUAUGCCAUAUUCACACCAAAGGCGAACCUGAUGACAGCACCUCCGAAUACAGUUCGACAAAUACCUGAAACCUACGGAACGGACACAGUUCGCUGCCACGUCAUGCUCAAGGGAGACUUUGAGGUGACAGUGAAUUUGACAAGUUACACCAUAGCUAAUCUGAAGAACAAACUUGCAAAUGAAAGUGGAAUCCCUGCGCAUGUCCUUCAUUACAAAGGUGAGACCGGCAGUGGAAACACACUGGAAAGUUGUGGAAUCUCAGAGGGGUCAACGGUGUACUUCUCACUGUCCACAUUUGCUGAGGAGCCCCAGUCUGCCACUACAUUCUUCAUCGCCGAUGAUGUCGUUCCCUCAGUCCAACAAUCUCACAAAGGAAUCAGUGUCUUGCUGUCAUCUCUUUAUAUUAUUAAAUCCAAAUUUGCAGUAGAUGUACAAAAGAAUUUGAUCGGUUAUAUACGAAAGUUAACUGGAUGCAACCCCCUAGCCCAAAGUUUGUAUCAAUUACUCAUUAAGAAUGAAAACAUCUCCAGGAAUCAAAAGAUCGCAGUGGUUGAAGGCUUGUACAUGCUUUUCAGAGAGCUUUUGCCAAAUCUUGGAACAACACACAGUGACAAGAUCAUUGAGGAUCUUGAUGUCUUUGAGUAUUCAAUACACUGCUGGGCAUAUCUCCUGUCAGAAGCGAAGAAAGAGACAUCUGAACAUGAGGAUUACGCACCAUAUUGUCUGAUGAAUGAAGAAGGCAAACGUUUCUGCGAACCAGUCCUUGUACCUGGAAUACCCGGUGCCAUGGAAAGAGCAGUUGUACUGCAAAAAAUAAACGAUGGAGAGAAGAUUCCAAACUGCACUGAAGAGGUUUUGAGAGAAACUUCACUCAAGAGAGAUGACAACAUUGAGAAGAUUUUACUCAGUGUUCAACCGUCUCUCACAACAUAUCAUCUUUGGAUUUCACAUGGCAGCGUGACUAGUCAGAACUUUCAGAUCAACGCUGGGAAGACCGUUGGAAGCAUGGCAGAAGAAAUCAAAGCUUUCUCUCAACUGCGUGUGACUCCACCACUGCUUUUAAAGGAUCUGGGAUUUCAAGACCCAUGUCUUGUUUACCUCAGUGGAGACAAUCUUGGUGUUUAUCUGAACAAAAAUAAAGCCACGCCUCAGCUGAUUGAUGUGUACGAUUGCCUGUCUGGCAAAACCAAACACCUAGAUGUGAAUGAAUUGGCAGCUAAAACUGGCGACUGCAGGGACAGCCAUUCCUUUGUGACGACCAGGACUCCCAAGGAAGCAAUACUGGUGCUGAUAGAUACAAGCUCAUCAAUGGCUGGAAAAUGCUAUGGAAGUGUGGAUAUAGAGAAAAUCCAGGCUGUAAAGGAGCUUUUUGACAACUUUGCAUCACGAACCAUGGCUUAUGAUUUCCACCAUGUCAUUGGCCUUGUGACAUUUGACUCUAAAGUGACUAUGCACCACACAUUUACAGAAACGCUUGAAAAUUUUAAGGAACAUGUGCGCACACUUAAAGCAGCUGGAAGUACAGUGUUGUAUGAUGCUCUACAACACGGAAAGCUUGAGCUGGAAAAAGUGAAGAAGUUGUUUCCAGAAUGUAGACUUCGCAUUUUGUGUCUCACAGAUGGAAAUGAUGUUAGAUCCUCAAGCAAACCAGCCCAGGUUGCUGCUGACUUGAUCAAAUCUAACAUCAUAGUGGACUCGGUACUUGUUGGAGGAGUGCAGAACAAUGUUCUGCAUGGAAUCAGCAUCACGACAGGGGGCUGCUGUUUCAAACCACAGACAAGCAAAGAUGGUCUCAAGCUUUUUGAGAUUGAGACUGUUCUUUCUUUAGAGAUGCGGAAACAGAGAGACAAAGCUGACCCAUCCUCCAUCACUGAAAGCCUUCUUAAAGGUUUCUUCGACACUCAUGGGUACGAUGAAUCUCCAGAAACUACCUUGCCAAGCCAGAUUAACAAUAAAGUAGCAGUGACACAGAGUGCUCUGAAAAAGAAGAUUCUGGAGGCCAAAGAUGGACGUUUCAUGGAAAAGGACAAACGUAUCCUGGAGGAGCUGAAGAGCCUGCACUGUGACCCACAUCCCUACUUUGUUAUCUACCCACUGGAAUCUGACUUCACAUUCUGGAAGAUUCUCAUGGAAGGGCCUCCGGAUACUCCUUAUGAGAAAGGAACCUUUGAGCUGUACUGUCAGUUUGGAGCUGACUACCCAGUGAAACCUCCUACCGUUCGCUUUGUCACACGUAUAUACCACUGCAACAUAAACAGUGUGGGACGCAUAUGCCACAACAUAUUUGACCGGAACUACAAUGCCCAAAUCACCAUGAGAGAUAUCCUCGAUGCUGUGUAUGGACUGCUGAUUGCGCCCGAGCCUCAAGAUCCAUUAGACAGCAUUCUGGCUGAGGAAUACCUGACCAAUCAAAAGACAUAUGAACAAGAGGCCGAAAAGCAUACUGCAGAGACUGCUGGACAAUCGCUGGAUGACAUAGAGAAGAAACUGGUAGACCCUGUGAAACAGUACAUACCUCCACAUCUCAUCUGUCCACUGACCAAGAAGCUAUUUGUUGAUCCUGUGAGAACAAAACGUGGAGCUGUGUAUGAACGGAAGGCCAUUGAGAAACACCUGAAGAUGUCCAGAUUUGACCCAUUUGCUGAAUCAAACACUCUUCUCAGAAGAACUGAUUGUAAGACAGACCACAACAUGAAGAAAAUGGUGAAAGAGUACCGCGCGAGUCAGAUUCAAGAAACCAGUGUGUAGCAAUACAAUGGAGCAACAGCUGUUUCAUGACCAUUAUCCCCACUGCAAAUGUAGUCUGACAGUGGGAAUACGCAGUUAUUACAAUUAGUGCAUAUUCUUUUUAUUCAUUAAUCACGUCAUAUAAUUAACAGUUAUAGCAUUGUGACAUUUAGAUACAAUCUUCCAGCCAUGUAUAUACUUAACUGUAGGGUGAGUGGGGGUAACAAUUAGGGACCUUCUUUCUUACACAUGAAUAAGAAGAGAAGUCAUUUUUUAAUCAUUAUUUUUUUUUUUUUCUGGUUUUGACAUUUAAAUAAAUUUCCAAUUAAGCGCGGACACCUGUGCAGUUUAAUUAGUUUAAUUUUAUUCUUAAAGUCUACUACUUGGCAGUGUCACGCACAAAGACACAUCCACACUGGUCACAACAUGAUCAAUGAAAAACAAAUUAUAUUUUUAUAAAAUGAAAUGUUAUUAAAAAAUAAAA